Messenger RNA from Trichomycterus rosablanca, 4671 nucleotides. It is a transcript of the gene nyap2b, whose product is annotated as neuronal tyrosine-phosphorylated phosphoinositide-3-kinase adaptor 2b. The record is from RefSeq and is a predicted model, not a curated record. The transcript is spliced from 7 exons. Lineage: Eukaryota; Metazoa; Chordata; Actinopteri; Siluriformes; Trichomycteridae. Gene Ontology annotation, biological process: neuron projection morphogenesis; phosphatidylinositol 3-kinase/protein kinase B signal transduction. The coding region runs from base 65 to 2962 and encodes 965 amino acids.
GAUUCACCUGAGGUGGUGUAAAGCACAGCCUGCCGGGACACCGCUGCUCUGAAGUGCAGUUAGCAUGCCCCUGACCAUGAUGAGCGCCAAUGAGGAAGAAACCUUCAGAUUUCUCCAGUACGUGGAAGACAGCGGCCUGAGGGUGCACGAGGGCGUGGCUCGCGAGCUCUCGCGCAACGAGAAGGGGAGGAGCGCUCAGGAGAAGAACGACAAGAAGAGAAAGCAGGACGAUAUCAUUAAAAGGAUGAGCGAGGAGAUGGCGGUGGAGGGGAAGCACCAGCGCAUGGGCUCACUCAGCAUGUCCGAACAGCCUCAGCACUUCUCGGUUCGCUCACAGUCCCUGAACUCGGUCGGGGGUGAGGAGGACGAGGGCAGCCCGAACUCACGCAAACUGCCGCCGCCCAAACCACGCCGGGACCCCACCACCAAGCUCAGCGCCUCGUCAGAGGCCGUGGACCACAGCGCCUCCUCGUGCAGGGGAGGACAGUCCCAAAAGUGGGACGCGGCUCAGGGCUGCGUUGACGAGAGCAGGAGGAUUCCGCCGCCCAAACCCAAACGGAAUCCCAACACACAGCUGAGCACCUCAUUCGACGAGUCCUACAUCCUAAACGCUUCCCUAACUGACUCGCCCCCCAUGGCCCACUCCAGAGAGGUCAAACCUCCCUCUCCGAACUCUCCUCUGUCACCCACUCGCUCACACUUUCCUCAGCGAGACUCGGACUCUGAGGAACCCGUUUAUAUCGAGAUGUCAGGGAAAGUAGCGCAGGACCCGCCGCCCCGCUCCGAGUCCGAGGAGCCGGGCGAGGCCGUCUAUGAGGAGAUGAAAUACCCCGCCAUGGAUGAGUAUGACUCCCGCUGGGACCUCAUGGGUUACCGCUGUUCCUCUGACAUGGACAUCCACGGCCACACCGUUCGAGGAACGCAGCUUCCCGAAAUUCCCGCCCCCUUUCCAAACCUGCUGUUGCACCGGCCACCUCUGCUGGUCUUCCCCCCGGUACCUGCACAAUGUUCUCCAAAUUCAGACGAAUCCCCGCUCACACCCAUGGAUGUCAACAAGCUGCCGUCUCUGGAGAACACCUCCUACUCUAAGUCACCCUCCACCUCUUCCUCCUCCAUGGAGCCCCUCAGCUCCGCCUCUUCCUCUCACCAGAGGCGGGCAGAGAGGGAGCUCACCGCGACGCCCACCAUCACGAUCUCAGGACGCUCGUCGGCCCCGCCGCUACCCUGCGCCCGCUACAGGAGCUCCACGGGUUCGGCGGGCUCGCAGCGGAGUCACUCGGCAUGCCCGUCCCCGGUCAGCAUGGGCCGCUGCCUCACGCCCCUGAGUCUCAUGAGGCCGCCGCCCUUCGAGGGGCCCUUCAGCGGAGCCGCCAUGCCGAGACACCACAGCUCGGCGCAGAACGUGGCAUCGGGGCGCUCGCGGACUCCCACCAGCCCGCUGGACGAGCUCACCAACCUGUUCACCAGUGGAAAGAACAUGCUAAAGACAAAAACCAGCGGCCGAAAGAGCAAGGAACACGCCGAGACCGAAUCCAAAGGGAAGAGCCAUGGCUCGGAGUCCAAACGAGAGCAUAAGGAGCGGAGCGGCCACAGCAAGGAGUCUAAAAAGGACAAGGAGCGGCACGGGAAGUCCUCGCACCGGCGCGGGAGCAAAGACCGAGAGCCGAACAGCACCGAGGCCUUACAGAGACGGGACAGUAAGGACCGGACCUGCAGCAGCGUCGAGACUUUCGUAAGGCGGGAUAGCAAGGACAGGGGGUACAGCAACGGGGAAGCGUUAGUGAGGCGGAACAGCAAGGACCAGGGCUGCGGCGGUCCAGAACUUAUGCCCAGGCAGGGCAGCAAAGAACGGAAAAGUAGCUUCACCGAGCCUGUGCUGAGACACGACAGCAGGGACUGGGCGUACAACAGCAUGGAACACUUGCCCAGACUCGACAGUAAGGACAGGAUUUGCACUGGUUCAGAGUUUGUGUCCAAACAAGGUAGCAAAGAACGGAAGUGCAGCACCGCUGAGCCUGUGCUGAGAUACGACAGCAUGGAACCUUUGCCCAGGCUGGACAGCAAGGACAGGAUCUGCACCGGGCCGGACCUCGUUCCCAGACGGGGUAGCAGAGACAGAGGGUGCAGCACCAGUCAGCCGAUACUGCGGCACGACAGCAGAGACUGGGUCUGCAACGGCAUGGAACCUUUACCCAAGCGGGACAGCAGGGACAGGCUCUGCAGCGGCCCGGAACUCAUGCCCAGGAACGGUUUGGAACGGCGCAACAGCAGGGACCGGAGCGCUCAGGGGCCGGAUCUGCUACCCAAGCACGGCGGUAAAGAACUGGGACGGACCGGCCUGGAGAGCCGGCGCAACAGCAGGGAGGGACGAAAGCACAGUGUAGACUCUCAUCAGGGAAGCGGCUACUUCGGAGACGGUGGGUGGACCUGUAGGGAACGUAGCGGCAACGAGGCGGACGCUGUCAACGGAAAAGAACUGAAGGACAAGGGGGUUCACACAGUAGAACCCGGACACAAGGGUAGAGACAAAAGCAGCUACAGUGCGGAAUCAAGUACGGCACAGGAAUGGGAUGCAAGGUCCGGACCUCCGUCCAAAAUCUCUGUCAGGUCUAGACGAUCCCCCGUUAGUCCGACCACAAUGCUGGGGAACUCCGAGCUGAAGACCAUUCUAAAGGCAGGACUAAUGGUGCCAUCUCCAUUAGGGACGCCUCAGAGAAAGACUUCAGAAACCCAAGAGGUUCCACCCUUCCCUUGGCUACAUGGGGACAGCACCAUGCUGGAGGUGAUCAAGAGGAAACAGCGUCUAUGCCGCGAGAUCAGAUCCCGCCAGUGGCUUCCGGAUCGGAGCCCCACCAAGGCGGAGGGCGGCCAAGCCUUACCCAACGGCAAGAGCGCCGACGAGCCGAAAAAGCCACCGCCGUAUCCCAAUCAGAGCCCCGUCUUCUGGGACACGCCGAUCUAACGGCUCGGCCGGACGCCCAUGAGCCAGGCGGCGGGAUCAACGUAGCAAUAUUUCCGAGUGCGCCGAUCGUCAGGUUUUUUUUUUGUAAUAACGUUGAUGAGAUAUUUUUGUAUCGUGAUUCCUUGUAAAUGACUUUAGUGUUAACAAAUAUUUUCUAAAUGAGAUGGGAUAUCUUUGCAGACAAAUAUGUAGAGUUCGCACAAUGCAGUUUGUUCUUCUUUUUCUCCCCCCCUUGGACCUUGAAGGGGUAUUUUAGCGUUCAAAACGAAUCUCGAAAUCUAGCUGAGGAUGAGGGGGGGUUAUCUAUGAAGGAUGGUGUGGCACAAAUGCAACAAAUGUCAUUACUUCACCACGUGGCACAAACGAUCACCAUAACAGUAGUUUUGUGUCCUUUGUACAUUCAUUCAUUGAUUCGGUGUCUGCUUUGGCACCAGUUUAUCCUGAUCAGGGUCGUGGUGGGUGCAAUUCACGGGGGGAAGGCAGGAAACACCCCAGGCGGGUCGCCAGUCCAUCACAGAGCACACACUCCUAUUUAGGACAACGUCUGGUAUCUCCAGUUGGCCUGACUGCAUGCUUUUGGACUUGUGGGUGGAACCCGGAGGAAAACCACGCAUAGAUAGAAUAUAGAAAGAAUUCUGUCCGGCCACGCCCUUCUUAUGCUUUUGAGUUUCUUCACAUGAAUCACGAGUUGUGACACUGGAUUAGGGCUAGCUCUCAUUUCGCCGCCACGCUUUGCCACACGUUUAUUUUGCAAGAAUGUGCAAUGAAUGCAAACGCAGUGAGAUUUACGAUCUCUGGUGUUCAACAGAUCAGAUGUACAGUUUUUUCUAUAAGAACUAGCGUUUUAUUUUGUUAGCUUCGACUCAAGUAUGCAACUACGCUGAAGGUUUCGGUAGGUAAGGAUAAACAAACCAUGAAAGGGUCGUGGAGGGUAAGACGGGCACUGUUGUGGAGGGGGCCUUACUGUAAAUGGCAAACGGGUGUCACCUUCAUCCCGGGGUCUGCGAGAUGAUCUGGGAUUUCAGACAAUCUGUAAGUAUUAGAACUUGUUAGCGCUCUGAAUAAUAAGUGUUCAUGCUUGUUGGAUGAGUGAUGUAUAGCUGUAGCGACACUGGCGGUGAUGAUAUCGGUCAGUCGGCGUGAUUAGAUCGAAUUUGUGUAUUUAAGACCAACGAUCGGCUCCGGAGCGGCUACAGGACGGCCGUCCUCCCUCUACCUCAAGCAUUUAAGCGGCCAUGUGAUGCCAAAGUGUUUCAGAAAUAAAAUUCAUCCCUUUUAAUCCCGUUUAAUGGCUCUUUUUGAGGGUUGGCACUAGUUAAUGGCCCUUGGAAGGGUGCAGAAGGGUCCCCAUGCCCCCGGGAGCCCGUCCGAGCCGAUUAACGACUAUAACGAGCGUGUGUUUUGAGAUGUAUUUAAGCUCUACGUGUUUGUAUCGUAUGCAGGUCUAUGGGACGAUUGUUUGGCAUUUACUCACCCCGCCCCGCCCCAUCCCGAGGGUGCGGAUUAAGGAGGCGUAACCCUGUACAAUCUUUCUGUAUGUAACAUGUUCACUGUGACGGGCAGAACGAGCGCGUCCUUCGUCUUAUUGCACUGAGUGUUCUCGUUUCUGUACAGUGAUGCUCCAGGAAAUGAAACGCAGCCGAUUGUCACCAGUUUUUUUUUUUUUUUUAAGAAUUAUAUUAAACUUUAAUCUGUAAUUAUCCACUGUC